This is a messenger RNA of Branchiostoma floridae (Florida lancelet), 1834 nucleotides long. RefSeq names its product cytochrome P450 2U1-like. Gene Ontology annotation, molecular function: iron ion binding; oxidoreductase activity, acting on paired donors, with incorporation or reduction of molecular oxygen, reduced flavin or flavoprotein as one donor, and incorporation of one atom of oxygen; heme binding. Gene Ontology annotation, biological process: xenobiotic metabolic process. The record is from RefSeq and is a predicted model, not a curated record. The transcript has 5 exons. Gene Ontology annotation, cellular component: intracellular membrane-bounded organelle; cytoplasm. Lineage: Eukaryota; Metazoa; Chordata; Leptocardii; Amphioxiformes; Branchiostomatidae. Bases 294 to 1766 code for a protein of 490 amino acids.
AUGCACCCAUUUUUUUCUGGUCUCCAUUUGCACCUUACUCUGCUUAGUCUUUUCUUUGGCAAUUCAUAAAUUAGUGAGGGUGUUAGUGAACUUUCCCUCUCAAUGCUUCAUGCAAUUGGCUUAAACUGAUCACCUGACAAGGCUCUGCCAACAGCAUUCCUUCCUUUGCCCUUAGUUUGACCUUCAAAACACCUGACCUUGUAACAUGAUCACAACUUAAGUGUGUCACAGAGUAACUCCAGAAGACAAGCCAAGCACCUUGAACUUAAAGCUCCCCCUUCCAAAGCAGCAGCAUGUCUAUCUUCAAGCUGAUCGUCACAGUGAUCCACGACUACACUAACUUCACUACAGUCUUGCUGGCUGUGUUUGUGUUUUUGUUGAUCAACAAGUUGUUUAUGAGGUCCAGUAACCUGCCGCCCGGACCCCGCCCAUGGCCUCUCGUCGGAAACCUGUUUAUCCUGAGUCAGGAUGCUGCACAAAUACAGUUUACUGAGUGGACAAGGCAGUACGGCAAUGUCUUCACUAUCUACUACGGACCCAAGCCAGUGGUGGUUCUCAAUGGGUACAACACCAUCCAAGAGGCCCUCAUCAACAAGGGGGACGACUUUUCAGAUCGACCGGGUCUUAAUAAAUCUCUAGGUGUUGCGUUUGCCCCGUACGGUCCAAUCUGGAAAGAACAGAGGAAGUUCACCAUGAUGGGCCUUCGGGACUUCGGUUUUGGGAAGAGGAGUUUGGAGGGCAGAAUCCUGGAGGAGGCUGAAGCUCUCAGGAGGGAGAUCAUAAAGACUGAUGGUAAACCCUUCAACAUCUUCCCCUUGUUGAGGAAGGCCAUAACCAAUGUCAUCUGCUCUAUCGUGUUCGGUGCGCGGCAUGAAUACGAAGACGCCGCCUUUGGAACUUUCCUAGAGGACGUUGACAUCAGGUUUCGAACCUCGACCGUCAUCAAUCGAGUUUACCGGGUACUACGCCGCGUCCCCAUACUCGGGCGAUCUUCGCAAAGAUUACACCAGGCAACGGAAAGGAUGCGACAGUUUGUAAAAACUAAAGUUGACAAACAUCACAGAGACUUUGAUUCUGACGACAUUCGGGACUUUGUAGAUGUCUACAUAAAAGAGAUGAGGAAAGGACAAAAUGAGAACUUUACGGACCCACAACUUGUGCAUUUGGUUAUUGACCUGAUUAUGGCUGGAACAGACACCACAUCCCAGAGUCUGUAUUGGAUUCUCCUCUACAUGAUAGUCUAUCCUGGGACACAACAACAAGCCCAGGACGAAAUCUACCGUACGUUUGGAGAUAGCGCUUUGCCCACGACGGCAAAACAUAAGGAGGUUCCGUUUACAGAGGCGGUCAUUGCGGAGGUACAGCGAAUCAACAGCGUAGCUCCGCUGACUAUCCCUCGCUGUACGUCAAACGAUACCGUGAUGUACGGAUACGACAUUCCGAGAGGCACCAUGGUGCAUGUGAACCUGUGGUCAGUAUUGAGGGACCCCAGCCUCUGGGAAGAACCAGACCAGUUCAAACCAGAACGUUUCCUGGACAACCAAGGACAGUUCAUGAAGAAAGAUGCCUUCAUACCUUUCUCAAUUGGUCGGCGAUUCUGCCUUGGCACUCAGUUGGCCAAGAUGGAACUGUUCAUGUUCACCACAUAUCUGCUGCAGCACUUCACCUUCAAACUGCCAGAGGGCGCACCUGUACCAUCUACUGUGGGGAAGCUUGGCAUGUCCAAUGGACCCAGGCCUUAUGAGCUGUGUGCCAUUCCAAAGUAGGAUGGGAGAAAGGCCUGUUGACCUUGACCUAGCUAUCAAGCUUUGGACGUCAUCAGUCAUUAUUACAG